Fusarium vanettenii 77-13-4 is the source of this 909-nucleotide messenger RNA. RefSeq lists its product as uncharacterized. The transcript has a single exon. The record is from RefSeq and is a predicted model, not a curated record. The coding region runs from base 1 to 909 and encodes 302 amino acids. NCBI's taxonomy places the organism in Eukaryota, Fungi, Ascomycota, Sordariomycetes, Hypocreales, Nectriaceae.
AUGCUCAACCUCUGUGAGACAGGACAUGAAUGUCACCGCAACUGCAGAUCUGGGGGUGACAGAAUAUUGCCUACUAGGCUGGUGUCCAUCGGUGAUGAACACGGUCAGAUUCGACUAUAUGAGACCGGCGAGGAUGAACAAGGCUCUUGCGCAGCUUUGAGCCAUUGCUGGGGACCACCCGAGAAACGUCCUAUUCGAACUUUGCAAGGAAACAUUGAGUCUAUGAAAUCCGAAAUCUUAUGGGACAGUCUCUCUGCUGUUUUCAAAGAUUCCAUCUGGCUCUGCAGGCGGCUUGGUAUCAAGUUUAUAUGGAUCGACUCCCUCUGCAUCAUCCAGGAUGACGGGUCCGACUGGGAGGUUGAAGCUGCCAAGAUGGCACAGUAUUACUCUGAAGCGAGGGUUACGGUCGCCGUUGACUCUUCUCCUGACGGAACACCCCCGUUUCUUUCAAACAGAGACGAGCGAUGGCAGCCCCAGACUGCUUCUUCUGCGCCAUACUUGGUCGCACGAGAACACUACGACAGACAACUACAGGAAGCACAUCCUAGCUUUUACUGUCCAAUAGCCCGUCACUUUCUGCCAACCAGGGCUUGGGCAAUGCAGGAAUCCAUCCUAUCAACUCGGGUUAUACACUUCAGCCCCUCAGAUGUUACCUGGGAGUGUGAUGUUGAGACGUUGUCAGAAGAUGGGUUCCAAGUUUGGGACAAAGUCACGACUCACGAACCAUCAAGGCCGUUCUUUGAUAUCGUGAACACGUCACAGGAUAAUGUAGAGCACAGAAAAGCCAUUUGGGAGUUGUGGAUGAGUGUCGUUGCCGAGUUCACAGAUCGCUCCAUCACGUAUACAACUGAUCGGCUGCCAGCGCUGAGUGGGAUCGCGUCUCGCUUUCAGGGCAUUGUCGGUGGUUGA